Molecule: messenger RNA, 4009 nt
Organism: Cornus florida
Lineage: Eukaryota; Viridiplantae; Streptophyta; Magnoliopsida; Cornales; Cornaceae
Exons: 11
Coding region: 340-3753 (1137 amino acids)
Cellular component (GO): cytoplasm
Molecular function (GO): protein binding
Source: RefSeq, a predicted model, not a curated record
AAUGAGAAUAAACCUCCCCAAUCAUUAGACCCCCGUUAAUCAUUAACGCAUCCACCCCUCUCCAUUUCCACAUAGCCAUGGCCGUUUCUAUCUCCUCAAUUCCCCCUAAACCGCCUUUCUCUCUCUGAAUCUCUAUCUACUUCCCCUCCCUCUCUAUAUCUUUCCUCUUCUGGCACAACGAAUUUGUAACUAACAGCGUCAGAACUCAUAGCUCUCUCUUUUUCUCUCUCCAAUUUAUACCGGAAAUCACUGAUUCUGGAGUUUAUGUAUCUGAUAUUCAUCACAAGAGAUCUAGACAUGAAUUUUUCUCUGUAAACCCUAAUUUUUUUGCCAUUAGAAAUGGCGGUCGUGACUGGAGAUCGAUACCUCAAAUCUCUGGUGAAGUUUGUGGAGGAGCAAGCGGGACCGUUGAUCGAAGGAACCCUAGUUCUCAAGCUGAACCCUGUGGGACUUCACUACGUGCAAUCCAGGCUCGAAGCACUCCACGAGCUCGAGAGCCUCCUCGCCGGCGCUCCCGUCGAUUACCUACGCGCUUACGUCUCCGACCUCGGAGAUCACCGCGCGCUCGAACAGCUCCGGAGAAUUCUGAGGCUCUUGACGUCGCUGAAGGUCGUAUCAGUGUUGCCGCCGCCGGCAAGAGACCCUCAACCGCUUACUCUGUUGCCGUUCGGGCGGUUGAAGGUUCUGGAGCUUCGCAGGUGUGAUCUUUCUACUUCGGCUGCGAGAGGGCUUCUUGAAUUGAGGCAUACGUUGGAGAAGCUCAUCUGCCACAAUUCAACUGAUGCACUUCGACAUGUAUUUGCAAGUAGAAUUGCUGAAAUAAAGGACUCACCGCAGUGGAACCGGUUGUCAUUUGUUUCAUGUCCUUGUAAUGGCUUGGUUCUCAUGGAUGAGUCUUUGCAACUCCUUACUGCUGUUGAAACCCUUGAUCUAAGCAGAAACAAGUUUACAAAGGUAGAUAAUCUCCGAAAGUGUACCAAAUUGAAGCAUCUGGAUCUUGGGUUCAAUCACCUAAGAACAAUUGCGUUAUUUAGUGAGGUCUCCUGUCAAAUUGUUAAACUUGUUUUGAGGAAUAAUGCUUUAACUACAUUGCGCGGGAUAGAGAAUUUGAAGUCACUUGAAGGACUUGAUCUUUCCUACAAUAUUAUUUCCAACUUUUCAGAACUAGAGAUCCUUUCGGACCUUACAUCUCUACAAAGCUUGUGGCUAGAAGGAAAUCCAUUAUGUUGCGCGCGAUGGUACCGAGCACAAGUUUUCAGCCUUUUCCCUCAUCCAGAUAAUUUGAAAUUAGAUGAAAAGCAUAUUCUCACGAGAGAGCUUUUGAAGCGGCAAAUUAUUAUUGCCAGCAGGCAUAAACGCCCUGCUAGCUUUGGAUUUUACUCACCUGCAAAAGAUGUUGCUGAUUUAGUAGGGACUAUCAACACAAAAAGGAAGAAGCUAUCUCGUCUUGCUUGUAUUGAAAAUGAAGAGCAGAGUUCGCAUAUAUGUUCAGACCAAGAGUCAGUUUUAUGUGACAAUGAGAUUCAAAGCAAAGAGGAGAAUGCUCUUUCAGAUGAGGAAGCUGAAAUAGUGGGUUUGAUGAAUAGAAUUGAAUUCAUGAAAAAGGAACGUUCUAUUCUAUGGUUGCAGGAGUUUAAGGAUUGGAUGCAUCAUAGUUCUGAAGAUUUUAUGGACAGUAGUAAACAUAGCGGGGCGAUAUUGAAUUUUGGUGAAGAAAAUUAUUCGAAAAACAAGACAAAACAGAAGCAUCUUGGCGAGAGCUCAAGAUAUGUCUCCGACUCUGUUCAAGCUUCUGGCGAUGAGAGUAGUACGAAUAUUUUAGAAUCUGAUAACUCCUUUGCAGAUACGUCUAUCAGUUUCAAUGCCUAUCAAUACUACGAUCGUGUUGGUGAAUCAGCCUCAAAAUUCUUCAUGGGGCAAACUGGUGGCGGUUCUGUAUCCACAGUUGAACGAACAGAUCCAAAGCGGGAGCAUCUGAAAUCUUAUUCUAAUGAAAGGCACCUGUCUGCGAAGGCUGGAAACUCUAAUCUUGAUUCUUUUGCGGUCCCAGGUAGUGACAAUAUGGAUGCAAAAAGCAAAGUUGCACCUUUAACUGUCAUUGAUAAUAUUAUGGAGUCUUAUUCAUCCUCAGCUUGCCUGGGAUCACCUCCCCAUUAUCAAGAGGACAUUCUGCAUCGUCGCCAGAACUUAGAGGAAGAAUUUCUGCAGCUAUCUGCAGAAUCUUUUUCUGUUGCAUCUUCUGACAGUAAUACCAGCUGCAGUGAAGAUGAUUUCACCAAAUUUGGACCAUUGAUACCUCAAGUUGAUCAGUCUCUGAUUGAGGAGUUUCCAGAGAAGAAUGCAGAUGGCCACUCAUCUCUGCUCUUUUCCGUGGAUUCAUACUACAACACAAGGCAUGAGAACUCAAAUGUAACAGAAAAUGGCUCUUGUGCAGAACAAGGCUGUGGUAUUCUAAAUCUUGUAGAACCAGACAACUCUAUGCAGGUGUGUGGCAAUGAUUUUCCUACUGGUGUUUAUGAUGGUGAAAUAGGACGUUUUGUGAAGCAAGACGCUGAUUGGUCAGAGAAUAAAAAAAACAAAAGGAAACCCAAAAAAAGAGUAGUUUCACUGUUAGAGGAGACUGGUACAGAUGACAGGGCAGAACCAUCACAGAGGCUUAAUGGUCAUCUGGAUGUUUGUAUAAAUGUGGAAGAAGGAAAACAAGUUUCUCAUGGCAGUGACUUCCAGAUGUCCAUUGACGAAAAUCGAGCCUGGAGAAGUGCAACCGCAACCUCGCUUACCACCGACUGUGAUACAAACCUUUCCGGAACAAAACCCUCAUCUUUAGAGACAGUUCCCAUUGAGAAAAUUUUCAAUUCAAAUGUUGCAGAAGUUGGAGUUCAAGAGUCUUGCAAGCGGUAUAUGCGUUGCAGUUGUAUACUUGAGCACAAAUCCGGGUACAAAGAAAGUGAAGUAGCUUUAUUGCUGAGCAGUGAGCGCAAGUUGUACAUACUACGCAUAGACAAUACAUAUGAUGGGUCAGGAACUAUCUUAAGACCCAUGGGUUGCCACAGAAUUGAAGAUGUUAGAGAAAUUCUUUUCGGUUUGGGGCUUCAGGUUGUGAGGUUGUACAUUGAUCAGGGUGCAAAAUAUCUGUUCAUAACCAGGAGUAUUGAGAAAUCAAGGCAAUUACUUAGUAUAUUGCAUUUCUUUGAUUCAUAUGAGAUGAAGGAUAACUGUUCCCUAAGAAGUUUGGAGCAGGUUCAGGUUGAUUUGUUUGAGAGACAUAUGUGUGGAGGUUCUAAAAUGAACCUGUUUCAAUAUUCAAUGGUGCUUUUUAAACGCAACAAUAUGGAAGAGGAUUUAUGGCUUCCAAGGUCGCUAUUUGUGCUUCAAGAACAUUUGCUCGUGUGCAUUGAAGAUUUCAUGCAGUUUGGCCCUCUUUCCGAGGAUGCAUCUUCCUCUACGUAUUUCUCACUUGAUUCAUGCUGCUCUAUCAUUGACUUAUACGAGAUGGUCAUUGAAGCUGGGGAGAGUUGGUAUGUGACCUUGGCUAUUGAAUGUGCUACUACGUCAGAGUUCCGUCCUUCAGACAUAGGUGGCAAGGUAAAGGAUGAUGGUGCAACAGUCACUGCAGAAAAGCCUGCUUCAGGCCCUCUGACGUGGAAGCUCAGAUGGUUCUCUGAAGAUAGUCUGUUCAAGUUUGUUGUAUUGUUGAAGGCACUCCACGUAGAAAAGGCAAUGUCUCCUUUACUUGUAAGAUGUACAGCCUGAAUAGCGAAUAGCGAAUAGCGAAAUUUUUUUUUCGUAUUUUUUUCCGCAUUCAUUUCAUUCUUUUGAUCUGGGCGUCCUUUCUAGUCACAUGUUCAGUUUGAUUUUCGCUUUAGUGUGGCGAGUCUAUAGCUUUCUUUGGUUCUAUUCUUUGAUUUAUAUUCUUAUAGCAGUUUUUUCUCUCUUGUACAGAGUGUACAGUAUAGAACAUCAAAUGAUAUGUUAGUUUGCCUUUGCUUUUUGUUUGUUUAUUAUAUAA